This is a messenger RNA of Anopheles nili, 2434 nucleotides long. RefSeq names its product leucine-zipper-like transcriptional regulator 1 homolog (gene Lztr1). The record is from RefSeq and is a predicted model, not a curated record. Gene Ontology annotation, molecular function: protein binding. Bases 1 to 2310 code for a protein of 769 amino acids. The transcript has 5 exons. Lineage: Eukaryota; Metazoa; Arthropoda; Insecta; Diptera; Culicidae. Gene Ontology annotation, cellular component: Golgi apparatus.
AUGUCCACUGGUCGGUUUGUGUCGUCUGCUUCGAUCGGCAGCACCAGCACCACCUCCAGUACGCAAAUUUCGACCAACGUGCCCAUCUCCAACACGGCCAACAAGUGGAAACGUGAGAGCGAUUGCGAUGAGUUUGUCGGGGCGCGCCGUUCCAAGCACACGGUCGUGGCGUACAAGGAGGCCAUCUACGUGUUCGGUGGGGACAAUGGCAAGAACAUGCUGAACGAUCUCAUACGGUUUGGCGUGAAGGACAAAUCGUGGGGCCGUGCGUUUGCCACCGGGAUUCCACCCGCACCACGGUACCACCAUUCGGCGGUCGUGCACGGAACGUCGAUGUUUGUCUUUGGGGGCUACACCGGUGACAUACACUCCAACUCGAAUCUCACGAACAAGAACGACCUGUUCGAGUACAACAUCCAGAAUGGCCAGUGGACAGAGUGGAAAUUCAUUGGGCGCACGCCGGUGGCACGAAGCGCGCACGGGGCCGCCGUAUACGAUGGGAAGCUGUGGAUUUACGCCGGGUACGAUGGUAAUGCCCGCUUGAACGAUAUGUGGACAAUCCGGUUGACGGGUGAAACCCAUCAAUGGGAAGAAGUGGAACAGAAGGGCGAUCGGCCACCAACGUGCUGUAAUUUUCCAGUGGCCGUAGCCCGCGGCUGUAUGUACGUGUUUUCCGGACAAAGCGGCCUCCAAAUCACCAACACGCUGUUCCAGUUCAACUUCAAGGAUAAAACCUGGCGACGAAUAUCGACGGAACACAUCCUUCGAGGUGCCCCACCACCUCCUGCACGGCGGUACGGCCACACCAUGGUUCAUCACGACCGGUUCCUGUACGUGUUUGGUGGGGCGGCAGAUUCGACACUCCCGAACGAUCUGCACUGUUACGAUCUGGACAGCCAGAUAUGGUCCACCGUCACGCCUGCACCCGAGUCGCAGAUUCCCAGCGGUCGACUGUUUCACGCGGCCGCCGUCAUUGGCGACGCGAUGUACAUCUUUGGCGGUACGAUCGAUAACAACAUCCGCAGCGGUGACACGUAUCGGUUUCAGUUCUCGAGCUACCCGAAAUGUACGUUGCACGACGAUUUCGGAAAGUUUUUGCAGAAUCGUCAGUUCUGCGACGUCCAGUUCAUCGUCGGAACGGAGGAGGUGAAGAUAUCGGCCCACAUCGCAAUGAUCGUUGCUCGCUCGCAGUUUCUACGUUCGAAAAUUUUGUCUGCUCGUGAUGCUAGGAACUUGCAUUUCGAGAAACUUUUCGGAACCACUGAUGUCCGGCUAGCAGAACAACCGAUACUGGAGGUUCAACUGCCGGACGCUCAACCGGAAGCGUUUGAAAUAGUGCUGAAUUACAUUUACACCGACCGAAUCGUUUUCAAGGAUCCGUUUAGCCACAAGCUCGUCCUCAUCAUGAUGGACGUGUAUCAGCUGGCGGUGCAGUUCAACAUUCCCCGUUUGGAGCAGCUGUGCGUGCAGUAUCUGGAGUUUAAGAUCUCAAAAUCGAACGUCUUGGAUGCGCUAUACAACGCGGACCGGAUGGGCCUGACACUCAUCAAGGACUACUGUCUCGGGUUCAUCGUAAAAGAGGACCAUUUCUACAACAUAGUCAUGUCGGCCGAGUUUGCCGCCUUAGAGAAACCGCUGAUCGUGGAGAUUAUACGCAAACGGCUCAACCCGAGCAAGCAAACGACAGACAUGAAGUACGACAAAACGAUUGGCACCACGCUCGAGAGCGACAUGGCGGUGUUUCUAAAGUCGGGUGGCAAGGAGUUUUGCGACAUCAAUCUCGUGCUCGAGGAGAAGAUCAUCCCGUCACACAAAUCCAUACUGGCGGCUCGCUGCACCUACUUCCAGGCCAUGUUCCGUUCGUUCAUGCCCGCCGACAAUACGGUCAACAUUCAGAUUGGGGACAUUUCACCCUCGCUUGAAGCGUUCGAUUCCCUGCUCCGGUACAUCUACUACGGUGACACCAAGAUGCCCCCGGAGGACUCGCUCUAUCUCUUCCAGGCGCCCUGUUUCUACGGGUUCGCCAACAACCGGCUGCAGGCGUUUUGCAAGCACAAUCUAGAGAACAACAUCACGUACGACAACGUGCUGCAGAUACUCGAGGCGUCUGACAAGAUGAACGUGCUGGAUAUAAAGAACUACGCGCUCAAGAUGGUGGUGCAUAACUUCAGCCAGGUGGCGAAGCUGCCCAAGAUGCAGGACCUCUCGCGGGAGCUGUUACUCGACGUGAUUAUGGCCAUCGCCGACAUGAAGGUGGAGAACAAGCAGCGCAUCCACGAUGCGUUCAUCAGUCAAUACAAUGAUAUUUGAGCAGCUGGCCCGCUGCAUCUUCGGGCCUCGCUUUACAGUAUUUUGCCAUCAGUUGGUUCUACGGUCGUCUAACGAAUUUACUCAAUUGUUGCGCACAUCUAUGUUACAACUGUGAAACAUAAUA